AGGCGGGGGCAGAGGGCUCGUUCCCGCCCCCGCCGUUUCAGUUUUCUAAUAGGUCCGUAAAACUGAUAUAUAAGAGGCUGCAGCCCAGGGUUAAGCGGUGGAAGAGGUUAGGAGUCGCUGUUAGUCAUGUCUGGUCGAGGCAAAGGUGGAAAGGGCCUGGGAAAGGGGGGCGCCAAGCGUCAUCGUAAAGUUCUCCGUGACAACAUCCAGGGCAUCACCAAGCCUGCUAUCCGCCGUCUCGCCCGGCGUGGUGGUGUGAAGCGUAUUUCUGGCCUUAUCUAUGAGGAGACCCGCGGGGUGCUGAAGGUGUUCUUGGAGAAUGUAAUCCGCGACGCUGUCACCUACACCGAGCACGCCAAGCGCAAGACUGUCACCGCCAUGGACGUGGUUUACGCGCUCAAACGCCAGGGACGCACUCUCUACGGCUUCGGCGGCUAAGUUUCAUUGCGGUCUUCGGCUGUGAAGCUCUUGUUACUCACAAAAGGCCCUUCUCAGGGCCACCCACUUGGUCACAGGAAGGGCUGCUAACUAGCACAAAGGAGAAACAAAGUUCAUAGAUCCUCCUUGAGCCGUCUCUUCCAGAGUGUGCCGUAAAUGGUGAGACCUCUUGGCACCCCGGAAAUUGAAUAUCAGCUGAAAUGGAGCAGAAUAUGCCGCCCCAAAAUAUGCCACUUUGGCAUAAGGAUUAUUUUGAGCUAAGGCGCUUGAAAAACAGCUAAUGAAAGAAUGGGGCUGUGAUCUCCCCUUUUCUUCCCGAAAGCAGAUAAUUAUCCCAUGUGAAACGUGCCAUCCCUAUACCAGGAGGAAAUGAACAUUCUUAUCACCAGAAAUGGGGAGUCCAGGAUGAGAGAAUCUAUACAAACAGACCUUGUUAAAAUAAUCCUUAUCUUCCUUUAGUCUCCCCAUAUAUUUUAAUUGCUAUUUCACAAUUACUACUCUUUGUUCAACCUAGUAUAUAAGCACUUAGGCUUAACUGCU
Lagenorhynchus albirostris (white-beaked dolphin) is the source of this 978-nucleotide messenger RNA. Its product is annotated as histone H4. Lineage: Eukaryota; Metazoa; Chordata; Mammalia; Artiodactyla; Delphinidae. The coding region runs from base 127 to 438 and encodes 103 amino acids. The transcript is spliced from 2 exons. The record is from RefSeq and is a predicted model, not a curated record. Gene Ontology annotation, biological process: nucleosome assembly. Gene Ontology annotation, molecular function: DNA binding; protein heterodimerization activity; structural constituent of chromatin. Gene Ontology annotation, cellular component: nucleosome.